This is a messenger RNA of Diplodia corticola, 1356 nucleotides long. RefSeq names its product alpha beta hydrolase fold family protein. Bases 1 to 1356 code for a protein of 451 amino acids. Lineage: Eukaryota; Fungi; Ascomycota; Dothideomycetes; Botryosphaeriales; Botryosphaeriaceae. The transcript has 2 exons. The record is from RefSeq and is a predicted model, not a curated record.
AUGGCCCACGCCUGGUCUGACCUUCCGAAAGCCCUGGGAGGAGAGAGCACCAUCGGCAAGCUCAACGAGGCCUUGGGGACUGACGGCCAGUACCGAGCAUUCACCACCACAGAUGCCAUUGUCAAUCCUGUGACAUUCGGCAUCAAGUCUGCCGACAAUGAUUCCACAAUCCUCGUCAACGUUGCCAAUGGCAAGGGGAGCGCCGAACUGGGCAGCCCGGACAAAGCCAAAUUCACUCUCGUAGCACUCCCGGAGCAAUGGGAAGAGUUCUUCAAGCCCGUCCCCAAGAUGCCUUACCAGAGCUACUGGGGGAUGUACGGCAUGAACAUCAAGCAACAGGGUGUCGAAGCGACGGGCGACCAAGAGGCCUUCGGGCAGUACGCCCACGUCUGGCGGCGGGCGCUCGAGCUCCUCCACGAUGCGCAUUGCGGGCCCACGCCACUCGACGAAGACGCGGCCGAGACGGACGACGACUACAUCACGGGGCGCUACAUCUACGUGACAGCGCCGGGAUGGGGACGCUGCAAGAUCUUCGUCGAGAAGUCGGGCGUGGGCAAGCAGCCGAUCCUCUUCCUGCACACGGCCGGGUCGGACAGCAGGCAGUACCACGGCGUGAUGAACGACCGGCGGCUGCGCGACCGGCUGACCAUGUACGCCUUCGACCUGCCCGCCCACGGCCGCAGCUUCCCGCCGCAGGGCUACCUGCCGGGCGCGCACACGACGACCGAGGACGCCUACGUCGGCUGCAUCGCCCAGGUGGUGGCGAAGCUGCAGCUCGUCAAGCCCAUCAUCUGCGGCGCCUCCAUGGCCGGCCAGGCCUGCCUCGCCAUCGCCAUGCGCAACGCCGAGGUCAAGGCCGGCGGCACCAUCCCGCUGCAGGCCUGCGCCCGCCUCACCAUGUCCCGCUUCCACCACGACAAGUCCCCCUCCACCAACGCCGCCCUCUUCGCCCCCGAGUCCGUCCUCGGCAUGAUGUCCCCCACCGCCCCCGCCCGCAACAAGGGCCUCCUCUACCACACGUACUCCGCCCAGGCCUACGGCAUCUUCCACGGCGACCUCGACUUCUACUUUGGCGGCUGGGACGGCCGCGCCCGCCUGGCCAAGAUCAACACCGCCGCCUGCCCCGUCUACAUGCUGACCGGCGAGUACGACUGGUCGACGACGCCCGACGUGGCCGAGGCGACGGCCAAGGAGAUUCCAGGCGCUAAGCACACGGUCAUGGAGGGACUGGGGCAUUUCCCGGCGACGGAGAAUCCGGCGAGGUUCGUGCCGUAUCUGUUGGAGGGGGUCGAGUGGAUUCAGAGGGAGAGAAAGGAGAGGGGGGAUCUGAGCGUGUUGAGGAUGACGGAUGAUUGA